Molecule: messenger RNA, 1782 nt
Organism: Babesia bigemina
Lineage: Eukaryota; Apicomplexa; Aconoidasida; Piroplasmida; Babesiidae
Exons: 2
Coding region: 1-1782 (593 amino acids)
Biological process (GO): regulation of signal transduction
Cellular component (GO): endoplasmic reticulum membrane
Source: RefSeq, a predicted model, not a curated record
AUGAAAGCAGCAGUGGUUUCGUUAUUGCUUUCUGCAAUACUUCCACUCUAUGUUGAGGGGGCAACGGAACUCGAGGUCCACAGGCUCAGCGGCUUUACGUUAAAUGACAAAAGUUAUGGCUUCCCUGACGCAUUGUACUAUGGCAGAAUCGCUAACGUGCGCUCGCUAUACCGCGACUUAGCUUCACAAAGCACGGAAAUGACCGAUGCAGCGUUGGAGGAUGCUUUGGCGAAACGUAUGCAUAAGAAUGGUUAUACCCUGAUGUUCCGUCUUCAGGAUGUUCUACAAAACCGUCUGGAUUUCGCAUCGUUUCGUACUUUGCUGAAAUCUAGCGGCAGUACCGCCAUGCUCUUGAUCCCUCCGCCGUCGAACAUUUUACCCGGCUCACCGCAAGGUUGCACGGAGUCUCCAAUGCUGGAUUCCAUUUCAGGAGAAAACCUACCAGUUUGCAAGUACGACACUCCUUUAUUUCACCAAUCCACAAUGUCUGCUUUUCACGAGUUUCUGUUGAAUUGUGAUCCGAAGUCAUUACUGGCUGUAGUGGAGGAAGGUGAGGAUGCGUUGACUGUGAUGCGCGAGUACGCGUCCGGAGUUGCGCCACUAGGUGCCGUGAACCGGUACAGGAUCACUUCAUCCACUUAUAAGAGUGUGUCUAACUACAAAUCCUUAAACAUUUUUGGCACAUUGAGGAGCGCCCACAACGAGGGAGUUGGUGACAAUGCGGCGACUGACUCCAGCGGCAAUUCUUCCAAAGAGCAUGAUAACGAAGGCGCCCCGGUAAAGCCCAAAAUUGUGUUAUGCUCCCACUUCGAUACGUUUUCGCUGCUGCAGAGCUACCGCGCGGCAGCGUCAAACAACGCCGGUUUGAUUGCGCUGCUGGAGCUGGCGCAUUUGCUCGUAGGUUUGGAUCAUCACUCUUACGAGGUCGUGGUAUUGCUAACCAGUGGCUCCAUUUUGAACUUCCAGGGCGCGGCAACGUUCGCCAACUCCUACCCCAAUAUCACCAACGUGGAGCUGGUGCUUUGCCUUGAUGACCUGACUGGUCCGGAGCUUUACGUCCACACGUCAAGCAAGUCCACAGCCUUUUCCCAUUUCUUCCAAGAGCACCUAUCUCGCAGCGUGAGUGACACGAUUAAACGCGGCGUGAACACAAAGGCCAAGCUGCUGUCUUUCCAGCACGAACAAUUCAGCCGUCAGAAAGUACACUCCAUCACCCUGACAUCUGUGAAGGAUUCGGUUGCGCUCCCGCUUCGUCAGCGCUCGUUUGAAUACUCGUGUGAUGCGUCGGUGCUGGCCAACCACGUCAUUGCGAUCGCCCAGGCCUUGGCAUCGGCGUUGCACUGUGGCCCGCUCGCUGUGGAUGCAUCUGAAGUGCAAUCGCGCAUCACCUCGUGGGAAGCUAAACUUGGGAAUCCGCGUUGCGGCCUGACGCACGACCUGCAUAAAGACAAAGCAGUUGCCUCGAUUGUGGAUCAUUUGAGGCCGUUGCUGGAGACCAUUUCAACCCAGCAUGUUACCAGCAAGGUCGUUGAUUUCGGUUUUAACGCCAACAAACCCAUGAGGGUGGCCUUUUACCGUAACCGCACUACCGUGUAUCACGUGUGCGUCCUGCUUGCGUCGGUGGUCUACAUUUUCGUGAUGUGGUCGAUAAUCCGCGCCUCGCCCAAAGUGGCAUUCACUGACAUAAUGGAGACCAUUUACGGGGCAUCCCCUAGCAAGCAGCAGGACUCCCCGGACGCAAAGCCCAUCGGCCGCUCGCAGUCCAAGCACAAAAUAGUUUAA